Messenger RNA from Austrofundulus limnaeus, 2665 nucleotides. It is a transcript of the gene kif17, whose product is annotated as kinesin family member 17. Gene Ontology annotation, molecular function: microtubule binding; microtubule motor activity; ATP binding. NCBI's taxonomy places the organism in Eukaryota, Metazoa, Chordata, Actinopteri, Cyprinodontiformes, Rivulidae. The record is from RefSeq and is a predicted model, not a curated record. Gene Ontology annotation, biological process: microtubule-based movement.
UAUAAUCUGAAAAGAAAACCUUUCCAAAUUUGGCCUUGAAUUGUUCAGGAAAUGAUAAUAUUGGAGCUCUGUUGAAACACACAAAAUAUGCUGCAAUAAUUAAAGCAUGUGUGUAGACCUACUUGAACAGAGGAAACACUUGGUUCACCUGCUAUUUGUGCUCUUCCAAAUUGGCUGCCACUUCGGCCUGGUUGUUUGAUGUUGCCAGGCAACGUYACAACGCUGCAGAAAAAUAAAUAAAUAAAACAAAGGAGAUGAAGGGGAAAGAGGAGACGGGAGACCCGAAACGAUAAGCCAAAGAGGUCAGUCGGUGCAUCUGAAAUAUUUCUGUUCUGAUUUCUAUUCUACUUUAUUAAUAUAAAACCUUUUAAUCUUUUAAAGUGUUCAGUUUGUGUUGGGUCGAGUGUCUCUGUGACCUAAAACAACUGAGAAUAAUCACUUCACUGUCUUUACUGCACGAGCUGCUGCUUUGGCAGUGACUGUAAGAGAGAUGGGGUCAGAGUCUGUGAAGGUGGUGGUCAGGUGCAGGCCCCUGAAUGACCGGGAGAAGUCUCUGAACUCCAAGACGGUGCUGACCAUGGAACAGGACCGCUGCCAGUGCUUCAUUGAAAAACCCGGAGYGGUGGACGAGCCGCCGAAGCAGUUCACCUUCGAUGGAGCCUAUUAUAUCGAUCAAACCACGGAACAGCUGUACAACGAGAUCGCCUACGCUUUGGUUGAGAUCCAGCUGGCCAGGACCAUCUGCGAGCAGGAAAACUAAACCUCGUGGACCUUGCGGGAAGUGAGCGUCAGUCCAAAACCGGCGCUACCGGGGAGCGACUCCGCGAGGCCACGAAGAUCAAUCUCUCCCUCUCGGCUCUGGGCAACGUCAUCUCCGCCCUGGUGGACGGCCGCUCCAAAUACAUCCCCUACCGGGACUCGAAGCUGACCCGGCUGCUGCAGGACUCUCUGGGAGGAAACACCCGCACCUUGAUGAUCGCCUGCCUCUCACCGGCAGAUAACAACUACGAGGAAAGCCUCAGCACGCUGCGGUACGCGAACCGGGCCAAGAGCAUCCAGAACAGGCCCCGAAUCAACGAGGACCCCAAGGAUGCUCUGCUCCGAGAGUAUCGGGAAGAGAUCAAGAAGCUGAGGGCACUCGUCUCUGGGCAGCUGGGCACCAUUGACCUCUCAUCUCUGCUGGCUGGUCAGUCCUCAGAUGAUCUUUGGAUAAAACCCAGCUCUAUGGAAACGAAGAAAGAACAGAUUAAAGAGGAGUAUGAAGAGAAACUGGCAAAGCUGCAGGCUGAGUACAACGCAGAGCAGGAGUCCAGAGCGAAGCUGCAGGAGGAUAUUGCUGCCCUGAGGAGUUCCUAUGAAUCCAUGCUGUCUGAUCUGGAGAAGACCCAAGCCAACAGAGGGCGCUGCGUCCCUGAGAACAUGAGUUCCAGCUGUUUAAGUCAGGCUGCUAAGGAGGGUCCCCCACUCUGUACCACUGGAGCCACACCCCCAACAAAGCUGAGCCAGCCUGCUGUGUCUUCUGCUGCUGUCCAAAACCAUCCAGAUGGGGAGGGGCUCACACAGUCAGCUGGUAUCAACACAGCUGGGGCUCUGGACCAGAAACAUGUUCUGGAAAGAUUGCAGCAGCUGGAGCAGGAGGUCAUAGGAGGAGAACAGGCCAGGAACUCAGAGUUACAGCAGAGACAACAGCAGAGGAAAAACUUAGCAGAUCAAAGAAAAGCUCAGCUCAUAAACGCUCUGUCAGAAGACACAGAGGAGAGUGAGAAUGUGAUGCUGGAUGUCUACAAUUCAAUUCAGGACCAGGUUCAUGUCAAAAACCAGAUGCUGGUCAAAGUCCAGGGUAAGCUGAAAGCAGCCAGACUGGAGAUCCGGGACCUGCAGGCAGAGUUCGAGGUGGAGAGGAACGACUAUUUGGCAACCAUUCGCCGUCUUGRGAGGGAGGGCCAGCUGCUGAACGGUCUGCUUCAGCGUAUGGUGCCGUUGGUGCGCCGCGACUGCAACUACAGCAACCUGGACCGCCUGAAAAAAGAAGCUGUCUGGGAUGAGGACAGCAUCACCUGGAAGCUGCCUGAUGUGACGAUGCAAAAAACAACUCUGCCUUCAGCUGUACCUCCAAAGUCUUUAACUCGCAAAGAUUCAGGUUUUGAUGUUGCAGAGCAGUUUAUGGUGGAAGAGGACCGGUACAAAGAGAUGCUGGAUCGAAGCGACAGCGAGAACAUCGCCAGCAGCUACUUCAAGUCAAAGAGAGCCACUCAGCUGCUGGGUGUCGAUGUCACCAAGGGACACGCCCACCUCACUGUGAGCGGGUCCAACAUGAGCCCCCCCAUCAGAUCAGACCUCGUCCUCCCUCGCCCUUUUCGCUUGGAGUCCCUGGACGUCCCGGUGUCCAAUGGGAAGGYAAAGCGCAAAAAAAGCAAGUCUCAUAUUCCACAGUGAAGAGACUUUUAACAGACUUGCACACGACAUGCUCCAAACCCAUCUCUUCAUGUUUCUGACUAUAUUUUCUUUUAAAUGAAAGCUACUAUUGUUAAAGGGGCAAAAAAAAUAUGUGUUUCCCAUCCAUAUAUUGAAAUUCAAUACCAUAAUAAAGGAACUAUGYCACCUUUAGUUGUUAUUAAAAUGCUUUUUUUAUGUUUAAAUCAAAAAUAAACUUGACUCCUCAUCA